Molecule: messenger RNA, 1044 nt
Organism: Vanessa atalanta (red admiral)
Lineage: Eukaryota; Metazoa; Arthropoda; Insecta; Lepidoptera; Nymphalidae
Gene: P37k
Product: trypsin-1-like
Exons: 7
Coding region: 24-1013 (329 amino acids)
Biological process (GO): proteolysis
Molecular function (GO): serine-type endopeptidase activity
Source: RefSeq, a predicted model, not a curated record
GGGACCGACUUACUGCUGAAAACAUGCACUGGCUUAUACCUCUCGUCUGCCUGAUUGGCGCUACGAGCUGUCACAAUGUUGGUCACAAUACCAAGGCAGGGCCGCCUCCUCCCCAGGAAAAAGGCAUCGUUGACUGGAUCAACAGUUGGUUAAGCACUUCCUCUACCACAUCGAGGCCUUCCAUGGAGUUACCGCCAGACGACUGUCCUACAUGCCAGUGCGGUAUCGCUAGAACUCGUAGGCGAAUUGUGGGCGGGUACGAAACUAAGAAGUUGGAAAUACCGUGGAUAGUUGUGCUGAUGUACAAUGGAAGAUUCUACUGUGGUGGAUCGAUGAUCAACGAUCUAUAUGUUCUCACUGCCGCGCAUUGUACUUCUGGAUUCCGCAAAGAGAAAAUGUCAGUAAGAUUUUUGGAACAUGAUCGUUCUGUUGCCAAUGAGACUAAAACAAUUGAUAGAAAAGUUGCCGCCAUUAUUCGUCACCUGCGCUACGACCCUGGCACUUAUGACAACGAUAUCGCCUUAUUGAAGUUAGACAAGAGGGUAGAUCUUAGUACAGCUCUUAAGAGUGCACGUGUUGAUGAAGUUGAAGGGGAUCAAGAUACAGGAAUACGACCCGUAUGUCUGCCUGCUGCUGGGGACUCGUACAGCAAUUAUACCGGCUUGGUGGCCGGUUGGGGUACUACUGAAGAAGGGGGUAGUGUCUCAAACACGCUCCAAGAGGUGCGUGUGCCAAUAAUUUCGAACACGGAGUGUCGCAAGACGGCUUACAAGCAACGCAUAACAGAGAAUAUGCUGUGCGCGGGCGAGGAGCAGGGCGGGCGCGACGCGUGCCAGGGGGACUCCGGCGGGCCGCUGCAUGUGCUCAACUCCACUGACAAGUACCAGAUUGUUGGUGUUGUGUCAUGGGGUGAGGGAUGUGCACGACCAAACAGGCCGGGAGUGUAUUCCCGAGUCAACCGCUACCUAACAUGGAUUAAAAGCAAUACUCGGGACGCUUGCUACUGUCAAUAGGAUUACUUAUUAAUAAUUACUAUUUAUAUUU